Messenger RNA from Harpegnathos saltator (Jerdon's jumping ant), 679 nucleotides. RefSeq lists its product as uncharacterized. Lineage: Eukaryota; Metazoa; Arthropoda; Insecta; Hymenoptera; Formicidae. The record is from RefSeq and is a predicted model, not a curated record. The transcript has 4 exons. The coding region runs from base 197 to 619 and encodes 140 amino acids.
UCUGUUAAUUUGCCUUCUCUAAGAUCUCACAUUUUGGCUUCACACAACAACGUUUGCUCCGAUUCUCACAUACAGUCUCACAUUAACGCUGAAUUAGUGCGAAGGAGCCGACGAGAAAAGUCGGCCUAGAUCCAUCGGGAAUCGUCUUCGACCACGUCCGAGAUCUGCUAGUUUGUCUGGAAGACAAAUUAUCGGCAUGCAAUCAUCACGGACAAAAACUUUGAGCACAGCGGAGAUCAAUAACUGUGAACUAAGUAUCGCCAAUUUUAUCGUUGAAUCUUCUGUGAAACGUCCUCGUGUCACGAAAUCGGCUACUUAUGCGAGGAAAAAUUCGCCUCCGCUGUUGCAUCAGAUCAACGAAGCAACUGGUAAACCUGACGAAUUGCGAUUAAAAAUUAGGUCAUUGACUGGUAGCACUGUGUACUUGGUGCACAUUUCCACUGACGAAUCGUUGGUAAAACUGUACGAAUUACUCGAUAAAGCCAUAAAAAUGUCAGGUUACAAAGGAUAUAAAGUGCUAUUAUGCGGAUAUUCGCCGAAGAAGUUGGAACGUGUGGACGCAUCCUUAAAAGAAUGCGGAAUUAACAGGGAUUGCGUUCUUCAUCUUGUAAAUGAUUGAGUGCUUCGGAUCUCAUAAGAGGUUUUAUGUUAAAUUAGGACAGUGUAUAUUACAAUUAAG